GGAGAUUCAUUCGCACCUUUCCGCAGCUGGGGUCCGAGUAUAGUCUCAAGUCUCAAGUUCUGAAAGGGUCAAUAGCUGUACAGCUGAGAAUCCCUCGAAAACGGGCCACGUGUUUAUGCCAACUCCCAGUCCAUGGAGCCUCUGGUGAGGCCAAAGUCCGCCAUAGUGACUGAGAGGCCUGAUGCAAAGUCCAAACGCCCAACGUCGGCAGUAAGGCCUUUGUCCGCAAGGCUGGAGGGCUGGUCAGCUCCACCUCUCAACUCCGGAAUUGCCGAGGUCUUGGCCUCCAGCUGUCGGGAAGUGCCUGCAGCCUUGCCCUCCGAACUGCGCUGCCCCGAGGCUGCCAUUCUUCGCCUUGCACCUGGUUCAAAGCUAAGACAGUGUAGGUCUACCAGUUGCUGCUGGAGAUGGGUGGCCAGCAAGCUGUUGGACGAGUGUUUGUCCGCCAGUGGUCGUGAGACAGAGAUGCGGAGAGUCUUGGAAGAGGAAUUGGGAGAUUCAAUCCUUGAAGAGUACAUAACCUUGGAGAGCGAGCACGAGGCCUUGCAAGGCCGUUUGCAAGAAGAACGCCAAGAGCUCGGCGUGGAGCGUGCGCUCCGCAGUGGCCUGGAGGAGCAGCUGGCGGAACUCAGAGCAGAGUUGAAGGAGGCCAAUCAGCGUGCCGGCAAGAUGGAUGCGGCUGCACGACUUGCCAUUGCGGGAAAGCAGCGUGAAGAGGCCUUGGUGAAAGAGCUUCGCGACGAACUUGAGCGGCAGGCGAAGAACAGUCCGGAAGCACUUCGACGUCGCACUGCACAAGCAGAAGCAGAGGUGGAACGUGUCCGCAUGGAGUCAGAGAAAAUGGUGGAGAAGUACAAGAAGGAGAUGUUAGAAGAGCGCGAACAGAAGACAAAGUACUUCAUCAAGCUCAAAGAAUUGCAGGCGAUGGAAGCACUGAUUGCAAAGAAGAAUGCCAAGAAGCGCCGAUCGAGGAAGAAAUAGCGCAUGUUCAAGCUGACCUUGCGCUGCAAAUGCUUCCUCUUAGCGACUUUUGCGAUGUCCGACACAGAGAAAAAUUCCAUUCAACAUUGAUCGGUGGGUCUCGAACUUGCAGAUGCAGCGCUCGCUCUUCACGGACCCUUCCACUCUGGUACCUGAGGUUUCCAGAGGUAGGUGAGAGAACUUUUGACAACCUCACGCUAUGAGGAUUGAGCCACACGAUAUGUACAAGGGAAAGAACGUGGGUGUUGGUACUGUAGCGUGUUCAGUCAU
Messenger RNA from Durusdinium trenchii, 1251 nucleotides. The record is from the annotation of a GenBank genome assembly. NCBI's taxonomy places the organism in Eukaryota, Dinophyceae, Suessiales, Symbiodiniaceae.